Molecule: messenger RNA, 14955 nt
Organism: Armigeres subalbatus
Lineage: Eukaryota; Metazoa; Arthropoda; Insecta; Diptera; Culicidae
Gene: Dhc64C
Product: dynein heavy chain, cytoplasmic
Exons: 12
Coding region: 127-14181 (4684 amino acids)
Biological process (GO): microtubule-based movement
Cellular component (GO): axonemal dynein complex
Molecular function (GO): ATP binding; ATP hydrolysis activity; dynein intermediate chain binding
Source: RefSeq, a predicted model, not a curated record
UUUUCGAAAAUUUUCUGCCGAGUGCAGACGUGUCUAACCGUUUCAUCUGGAGAAAUUUAAGAAAAAUUAGGAGAAAGUUGUGCAAAGUUUGUGAUUUUCAGGAACGGAUUUCCCAUUGUACUCACUAUGGGAGAUUCACUGGAGGCGACGGUCGGCAGUAUGGGUAGUGAUCCGCCCCCGUCUGUCGGGGUGGAUGCCGAGUCGGUCGCCAUUAUGGAUUACGAUGGCUUUACCAAUUAUAUCAGGAAGGCCGUGACUAUUCUGCUGCCGGAGGAGGAUGUCGUUCCGGUACCGCUGAAUGCUGCUCUCGAUGAUCCCUCGAACCAGGAGUGCAUCCGCAAGUUUUUGAGCGAUCCGCAAACGCAAGCCCUCUACAUUCAGCGGUCCUGCUUCAAGGACGACGAAAAUGAGCCGCCAACAGAAGGCGAAGAGGAGAAAGAUGCCGUAGCGUACUACAUUAGCAAUGAUGUACACUUCACCAAUCAACGGAUGGCUUCGUUGGUUUGCAUCAAACGGGGAUCGGUGAUCGAAGCAGAUAAGUCGAUUCACUCUCAAAUUCGACUGAUCAACUUCUCCGAAGGCUCUCCUUAUGAGACGUUGCACUCGUUCAUCAGCAAAACUCUUGCACCGUAUUUCAAGAGCUACGUCAAGGAAUCGGGCCGUGCAGAUCGCGAUGGCGAUAAGAUGGCACCCUCGGUUGAAAAGAAGCUCACAGAAUUGGAGAUGGGUCUGUUACAUCUGCAACAAAAUAUCGACAUCCCUGAAGUUACUCUAAACAUAAACGGAACCGUGGCACAGGUCGUGAAGAAAUGCGCCGACGAAGGUCGUAAGGCUAAGAUAACCGACUUUGGCGAUAAAGUUGAGGAUUCCACUUUUUUGAAUACGCUACAAAACGGAGUUAAUCGCUGGAUCAAGGAGAUUCAGAAAGUUACUAAACUGGAUCGUGACCCUUCCUCUGGAACAGCUCUGCAGGAGAUUUCAUUUUGGUUGAAUUUGGAACGUGCGUUACAUCGUAUUCAAGAAAAGCGCGAAUCUCCUGAGGUUGCACUCACUCUGAAUAUUUUGAAACAUGGCAAACGAUUCCAUGCGACCGUUUCCUUCGAUACCGAUACCGGGCUGAAGCAGACUCUUGCGAUGGUGGCCGAUUACAACCCGCUGAUGAAAGAUUUUCCAAUCAAUGAUUUGCUGUCGGCUACCGAGCUGGACAAGAUUCGUCAAGCCGUUCAAUCGAUUUUCAAUCAUCUUCGCAAGAUUCGUAGCACCAAGUACCCGAUUCAACGUUGCCUGCGUCUGAUUGAAGCAAUUUCGCGCGAUCUCAGUCAGCAGCUGUUGAAGGUGCUCGGCACUCGGAGAUUGAUGCACAUUCCGUUUGACGAAUUUGAACGCGUGAUGAAUCAAUGCUUUGAAGUAUUCAGCUGUUGGGACGAUGAGUACGACAAGCUACAGGGAAUUCUACGCGAUAUUGUCAAGAAAAAGCGAGACGAGCACAUCAAGAUGGUGUGGCGCAUUGCUCCAGCGCAUAAGAAGCUUCAGCAACGCAUGGAGCACAUGCGCAAAUUCCGCCGUCAACACGAACAGCUGCGUACCGUGAUCGUUCGUGUUUUGCGCCCAGCUCGCCAGCCUGCGGGAAUAUCCGGCGGUGGAGAUGCCAGCAGCGCGGACGUUAAGCAACCUUACAGUUUGGACACGGCCGACGCAAACGCCAUCGAAGAGGUCAAUUUGGCUUACGAAAAUGUGAAGGAAAUUGAGUGCUUGGACAUUUCCAAGGAAGGUUCCGAAGCUUGGGACGCCGCUAUCAAGCGCUAUGAGGAAAGAAUCGAUCGAGUUGAAACGCGCAUCACGGCUCAUUUGCGUGACCAGCUCGGAACAGCGAAGAACGCCAACGAGAUGUUCCGCAUCUUUUCGCGCUUCAAUGCACUGUUUGUGCGGCCGCACAUCCGCGGAGCAAUUCGUGAGUAUCAAACGCAACUGAUCCAACGUGUCAAGGAUGAUAUAGAAGCUCUGCACGAGAAAUUUAAGGUUCAAUAUCCGCAAAGUAAAAGUUGCCGAUUGUCAAUCGUUCGAGAUCUUCCUCCGGUUGCGGGUUCGAUUAUUUGGGCUCGUCAGAUAGAUAACCAGUUGACCAUGUAUCUCAAACGUGUCGAGGACGUUCUCGGAAAAGGCUGGGAAUCGCACAUCGAUGGACAAAAGUUGAAAGCCGACGGAGAUAGUUUCCGCGCAAAGCUGUCUACUGCGGAAGUGUUUCAGGAGUGGGCUCGUAAGGUACAGGAGCGCAACACCGGAAUCACCGGACGUAUCUUUCUGAUCGAAUCCACUCGUUCUCGUACCGGUCGCGGCAAUACUCUCCGUUUGAGAGUCAAUUUUCUGCCCGAGAUUAUCACCCUGUACAAGGAAGUCCGCAAUCUCAAAAGCUUGGGCUUCCGUGUACCAUUGGCCAUUGUCAACAAGGCUCACCAAGCGAAUCAGCUUUAUCCGUUUGCUAUAUCUCUGAUCGAAAGUGUGCGAACCUACGAACGCACCCUUGAAAAGCUAACAAAUAGGAGUUUAGCACAAAAUUCAGUAUUCAAGAUCGAGGAUCGUGCCAGCAUCAUCCCGCUGGUUGCCGGUUUGCGCAAGGAAGUGCUGGCCCUCAUCUCCGAGGGCAUCGCGCUGGUAUGGGAAAGCUAUAAGUUGGAUCCGUACGUGCAGCGGCUGUCCGAGAACGUGACCUCAUUCCAGGAGAAGGUCGAAGAUUUGCUGGUCGUUGAGGAACAACUGGAUGUCGAUGUCCGUUCGCUGGAGACAUGUCCCUACAGUGCGGCGACAUUUGCUGACAUUUUGUCGAAGAUCCAACAUGCAGUUGACGAUCUAUCGCUCAGGCAGUACUCUAAUUUACAUGUUUGGGUCGCCCGCUUGGAUGAAGAAGUAGAAAAGAAGUUGGCUGCCAGGUUGCAAGCCGGUAUUCAAGCGUGGACCGAUGCCCUCACAGGUAACAAAAAGGAAGUUGAUCUCUCAAUGGAUACAGAUGCACCAGCUCAACCCACAAUUAAGCCAGGUGGUGACCCACAAAUCCAGAGAGCGAUCCACGAAAUUCGAAUUACCAAUCAGCAAAUGUAUCUUUACCCUUCGAUCGAAGAAGCUCGUUUUCAAAUCAUGCAGCAGCUAUUCGCGUGGGAAGCCAUUGUUACAUCCCAAACACGACUACAGAGCUCUCGUUACCAGGUUGGACUGGACAAACCCGUAUCGCAGACCUAUCGGAAUUUGUUGACCAAACUUCCUGGAGGUUCAGAUCCAUUGGAGGGUGGCUAUGCCGCUAUCGAGAACCAGAUCUCCGAGGUUCGCAACUACGUCGACGAAUGGUUGCGUUAUCAAAGUCUAUGGGAUCUGCAAGCCGACACUUUGUACGGUCGUUUAGGUGAAGACAUAAACCUGUGGAUCAAGUGUUUGAAUGACAUCAAGAAGUCACGUACGACCUUCGACACUUCCGAUACCCGCAGGGCUUACGGUCCAAUUGUCAUCGAUUAUGCUAAAGUGCAAGCCAAGGUCACACUGAAAUACGAUUCUUGGCAUAAGGAAGCCUUGAGCAAGUUUGGACAACUGUUGGGCAACGAAAUGUCCACUUUCCAUGGAAAGGUGUCUAAGAGCCGCAGCGAUUUGGAGCAACAAAGUAUUGAAGCUGCCAGCACAUCCGACGCAGUGUGCUUCAUUACUUACGUACAGUCGCUGAAAAAGGAAAUGUUGGUUUGGGAUAAGCAAGUUGAAGUGUAUCGCGAAGCUCAACGUAUUCUUGAACGCCAACGUUUCCAGUUCCCAAGCAAUUGGUUACACGUAGAUAACAUCGAGGGAGAGUGGUCCGCAUUCAAUGAGAUCAUGAAGCGUAAGGAUUCCGCAAUUCAAACGCAGGUUGCCAGCUUGCAGGCCAAGAUUGUUGCCGAAGACAAGGCUGUUGAGUCCCGCACACUGGACUUCUUAAACGAUUGGGAAAAGAAUAAACCAACUGGAGGGCGUACUCGUCCGGAUGAUGCAUUGCAGCAGUUGCAUAUCUUUGAAACCAAGUUCUCGCGAUUGAAGGAAGAACGCGACAACGUCGCCAAGGCUAAAGAAGCCCUCGAACUGCAGGAAUCUGCCAUUCCCAACAAUAGUACAGAGCGAAUGCAUGUUGUGCUGGAAGAGCUUCAAGAUUUACGUGGCGUGUGGAGUGAACUUUCCAAAAUCUGGGCUCAAAUUGACGAAACUCGCGAGAAGCCGUGGUUGUCGGUACAGCCUCGCAAACUGAGACAAUCGCUCGAGGCGAUGAUGAACCAGCUCAAGGAAUUGCCUGCACGUUUGAGAAUGUACGAGAGUUACGAAUACGUGAAGAAACUGUUGCAGAGCUACAUCAAGGUGAAUAUGAUGAUAGUCGAACUGAAAUCCGAUGCCUUGAAGGAACGUCAUUGGAAACAGCUGACGAAACAACUCCGCGUCAGUUGGGUACUAUCUGAUUUGACGCUUGGACAGGUUUGGGAUGUGAACCUUUUGAAAAACGAGUCCAUUGUGAAGGACAUCAUCUUGAUCGCCCAAGGAGAAAUGGCUCUUGAGGAAUUCUUGAAGCAAGUUCGUGAGAGCUGGCAGAACUACGAACUAGAUUUAAUAAACUACCAGAACAAAUGCAGAAUCAUCCGUGGUUGGGAUGACCUGUUCAACAAAGUCAAAGAGCACAUCAACUCAGUGGCUGCUAUGAAGCUUUCUCCAUACUACAAGGUUUUCGAAGAGGAAGCUCUGACUUGGGAGGAAAAGUUGAAUCGCAUCAAUUCAUUGUUUGAUGUUUGGAUCGAUGUUCAACGUCGCUGGGUCUAUCUGGAGGGCAUUUUCUCCGGAAGCGCUGACAUCAAAACAUUACUCCCAGUGGAGACAUCUCGUUUCCAAAGCAUCAGCUCUGAGUUCCUUGGAUUGAUGAAGAAGGUGGCCAAGUCACCGAAGGUCAUGGACGUGUUAAAUAUUCCCGCUGUACAAAGAUCGCUGGAACGUUUAGCUGAUUUGCUUGGAAAGAUUCAAAAGGCACUGGGAGAAUAUCUCGAACGCGAGAGAACAUCGUUUCCACGUUUCUACUUUGUUGGUGAUGAAGAUCUGCUAGAAAUUAUCGGAAACAGUAAGAAUGUUGCCCGCUUACAGAAGCACUUCAAGAAAAUGUUUGCAGGAGUUGCCUCUAUUUUGCUAAACGAAGACAAUACUGUUAUCCUCGGCAUCGCAUCGCGAGAAGGCGAAGAGGUGAAGUUCAUCAAGCCUGUGUCAACGAUCGAGCAUCCGAAGAUUAACGAGUGGUUGACCCUAGUCGAGAAAGAAAUGCGCUUCACUUUAGCUUCCUAUUUGGCACAAGCUGUUCAGGACAUCAAACAGUUCAAGGACCAAAUUGAUCCGCAAAAAUACAUGGAAUGGUGUGAUAAAUACCAGGCGCAAAUUGUAGUACUGGCUGCGCAGAUCCUGUGGUCCGAAGACGUGGAGGCAGCUCUGCAACAGGCUUCCGACAAUCCUGGCAAUAAAUCUCCUUUGAAUCGUGUUUUAGCCACCGUUGAAACAACGCUGAACGUAUUGGCAGAUUCAGUUCUGCAGGAACAGCCACAGCUUCGCCGCAAGAAAUUGGAACAUCUAAUUAACGAAUUCGUACAUAAACGUACCGUAACACGCCGAUUGAUCGCCCAUGGCGUCAACAAUCCCAAGUCGUUCCACUGGCUGUGCGAGAUGCGAUUCUAUUUCGAUCCUCGUCAAACGGAAGUGCUGCAACAGUUGACGAUUCACAUGGCCAACGCACGCUUCUACUACGGCUUCGAGUAUCUCGGCGUGCAGGACCGUUUGGUUCAAACACCGUUGACGGAUCGUUGCUAUCUUACAAUGACGCAAGCACUGGAAGCCCGACUCGGUGGAUCACCGUUCGGACCGGCCGGUACUGGCAAGACGGAAUCGGUUAAGGCUCUCGGUAAUCAGCUGGGUCGCUUCGUGCUCGUGUUCAACUGCGACGAAACGUUCGACUUCCAAGCUAUGGGCCGUAUUUUUGUCGGUUUGUGCCAGGUCGGCGCGUGGGGUUGCUUCGACGAGUUCAACCGUCUGGAGGAACGUAUGUUGUCGGCCGUUUCGCAACAAAUUCAAACCAUCCAAGAAGCGCUCAAGUCCCUCCAGGAAGGCUCAAUGAAGGAUUCCCAGAGUAUUAUUGUCGAACUAGUCGGUAAGCAGGUGCGCGUGUCUACUGAUAUGGCCAUCUUCAUCACAAUGAACCCUGGCUAUGCUGGACGUUCCAAUCUGCCAGAUAAUUUGAAGAAACUUUUCCGUUCACUUGCUAUGACCACUCCCGAUCGCCAGCUGAUUGCCGAAGUAAUGCUGUUCAGUCAAGGUUUCCGUACAGCUGAAAAACUUGCUUGCAAGAUUGUACCUUUCUUCAAACUGUGCGACGAGCAACUGUCCAAUCAGUCUCACUACGAUUUUGGACUCCGUGCGUUGAAAUCGGUGUUGGUGUCCGCUGGAAAUGUGAAGCGUGAUCGUAUCAUGAAGAUUAAGGAUACCAUGAAACAACGAGGCGACGAAACAAUCGAUGAGGCCUCGAUAGCUGAAAAUUUACCCGAGCAGGAAAUUCUAAUUCAAUCGGUUUGCGAAACCAUGGUACCGAAACUGGUUGCAGAGGAUAUCCCACUUCUGUUCUCUCUGUUGAGCGAUGUGUUCCCGAACGUUGGCUACACUCGUGCUGAGAUGAAGGGUCUCAAGGAUGAGAUUCGCAAAGUAUGCGGUGAAGAAUAUCUAGUGUGCGGAGAAGGCGACGAACAAGGUGGCGCUUGGAUGGAAAAGGGAUUCGGUGAAACAUGGGUGGACAAAGUUCUACAACUGUAUCAAAUCUCCAACCUUAACCACGGUCUCAUGAUGGUAGGCCCAUCAGGAUCAGGAAAGUCUACCGCAUGGAGAGUACUGCUUAGAGCUCUAGAACGCUUCGAAGGAGUCGAAGGAGUGGCCCACGUCAUCGAUCCCAAGGCCAUUUCGAAGGAAACAUUGUAUGGUGUUUUGGAUCCAAACACUCGCGAGUGGACCGACGGUUUGUUCACACACGUUCUGCGCAAAAUCAUCGAUAACGUACGUGGCGAAAUCAACAAACGUCAGUGGAUUAUCUUCGAUGGCGACGUCGAUCCUGAGUGGGUUGAAAACUUGAAUUCGGUAUUGGAUGACAAUAAGUUGCUUACGCUUCCGAACGGUGAACGACUGUCACUUCCACCAAACGUUCGAAUCAUGUUCGAGGUCCAAGACUUAAAAUAUGCCACCUUGGCAACAGUAUCGCGUUGCGGUAUGGUUUGGUUCUCGGAAGAUGUUCUGUCUACUGAAAUGAUAUUCGAAAAUUACAUGUCUCGAUUGAAGAACAUUCCAUUGGAGGAUGGAGAAGAAGAGAGUUUCACAACGCAGUCCAAGGCUGCUGAUAAAGAUGACGAGAUGACACCAGCAUUGCAAACGCAGCGUGAAAUUGCCUCCCUGUUGCAGCCGUAUUUCUCUUCAGAUGGAUUGGUCGUACGUUGCUUGGAUUACGCAAUGGGUCAAGAACACAUUAUGGACUUUACCAGACUUCGUGCGCUGAGCUCCCUGUUCUCGAUGUUGAACCAAGGGGCACGAAAUGUACUGAAUUUCAACCAACAGCACCCCGAUUUCCCUGUUCCUCCAGAACAAUUGGAACAGUAUAUUCCGAAACUGUUGAUCUAUUCAUUGCUUUGGUCGUUUGCAGGAGAUGCUAAACUGAAAGUUCGUUCAGAUUUAGGAGACUUCGUACGGAGUGUAACAACUGUCACAUUGCCAGCCCAAUCUGGCAAUCCGAUAAUAGAUUUCGAGGUGACACUGCAAGGUGAAUGGGCUCCGUGGUCCAACAAAGUACCAGUUAUCGAAGUGGAAACGCAUAAAGUUGCUGCCCCAGAUGUGGUCGUUCCUACUCUGGACACCGUGCGUCAUGAGUCGCUGUUGUACACCUGGCUUGCCGAGCAUAAGCCUCUUGUUCUUUGCGGUCCACCAGGUUCUGGUAAAACUAUGACUCUCUUCUCGGCUCUUCGGGCCUUGCCGGACAUGGAAGUUGUUGGUUUGAAUUUUUCAUCCGCCACCACGCCUGAAUUAUUGCUGAAAACCUUCGAUCACUACUGCGAAUAUCGCAAGACUCCGAACGGAGUGGUUCUUGCUCCGGUCCAACUAGGAAAAUGGCUGGUUCUGUUCUGCGAUGAAAUAAAUUUGCCCGAUAUGGACUCCUAUGGUACGCAACGUGUUAUUUCGUUCCUUCGACAGUUGGUAGAGCACAAAGGAUUCUACCGUGUCGCCGACCAAUCGUGGGUUUCGCUUGAACGAAUUCAAUUCGUCGGAGCUUGUAAUCCACCAACCGAUCCGGGUCGUAAACCACUAUCCCAUCGUUUCUUACGGCAUGUUCCCAUCAUCUAUGUGGAUUAUCCGGGAGAGACUUCGCUUAAACAGAUCUACGGCACGUUCAGUCGUGCAAUGUUGCGCCUGAUGCCAAACCUCCGUGGCUACGCUGAACCACUCACCAACGCUAUGGUGGAGUUCUACCUUGCUUCUCAAGAUCGCUUUACACAAGAUAUGCAACCGCACUAUGUUUAUUCCCCGCGUGAAAUGACCCGUUGGGUACGGGGUAUUUGUGAAGCCAUUAGACCGCUGGAUAAUUUGCCUGUCGAAGGAUUGGUUCGUUUGUGGGCUCACGAAGCUCUUCGUCUGUUCCAAGAUCGUCUGGUGGAGGAGUCGGAACGGCGUUGGACAAACGAAAAUAUUGACUUAGUUGCCAUGAAGCAUUUCCCAAGCGUGGAUCGCGAAAAGGCUCUGGAAAGACCAAUUCUGUACAGCAAUUGGUUAUCGAAAGACUACAUGCCGGUAAAUCGUUCCGAAUUGCGAGAUUACGUGAAAGCUCGUCUCAAAGUGUUCUACGAGGAAGAAUUGGACGUUCCCUUGGUGUUAUUCGACGAAGUGUUGGAACACGUACUUCGAAUUGAUCGUAUUUUCCGGCAACCGCAAGGUCAUUUACUGCUGAUUGGCGUUUCUGGAGCCGGAAAAACUACGCUAUCCCGUUUCGUUGCUUGGAUGAAUGGAUUAUCCAUCUUCCAGAUUAAGGUUCACAACAAGUACAAUAGUGAGGACUUCGAUGAAGACUUACGUUGCGUGCUACGGAGAGCCGGUUGCAAGGACGAAAAAAUUGCAUUCAUUCUAGACGAGUCGAAUGUGUUAGAUUCCGGAUUUUUGGAACGUAUGAACACAUUGUUGGCCAACGGAGAAGUUCCUGGAUUAUUCGAGGGAGACGAGUACACAACUCUUAUGACACAAUGCAAAGAAGGUGCCCAACGGGAAGGAUUGAUGUUGGACUCGAGCGAUGAACUGUACAAGUGGUUCACUCAGCAAGUUAUGCGUAAUUUGCAUGUGGUCUUCACAAUGAAUCCAUCAACUGAUGGUCUGAAGGAUCGUGCUGCAACGUCCCCUGCAUUGUUCAAUCGUUGUGUCCUUAACUGGUUCGGAGAUUGGUCCGACUCGGCGCUGUUCCAAGUAGGCAAAGAGUUUACCGUUCGCGUUGAUUUAGAUAAACCGUUGUGGAGUGCUCCUGACUUUUUCCCGGCUGCUUGCCCGCUUAUCAGCAACGCACCAUCGCAUCGCGACGCUGUCAUCAAUGCUUGUGUAUACGUCCAUCAGACAUUGCACAAAGCGAAUGCACGCUUGGCCAAGCGUGGUGGUCGCACAAUGGCCAUUACUCCACGUCACUAUUUGGACUUUAUACAUCACUUUGUGAAAUUGUAUUCGGAAAAACGCAGCGAUCUGGAAGAACAGCAACUGCACUUGAAUGUCGGUUUGAACAAGAUAGCGGAAACAGUGGAACAGGUUGAAGAAAUGCAAAAGUCUUUGGCCGUAAAGUCUCAGGAGUUACAGGCCAAGAAUGAAGCGGCGAAUGCCAAGCUUAAGCAAAUGUUCAAGGAUCAACAAGAGGCGGAGAAGAAGAAAGUGCAAUCACAAGAGAUUCAGCAGCAACUGGCAGAGCAGACUAUAAAAAUCGAAGAGAAACGAAAGGACGUCAUGGCAGACUUAGCCCAGGUCGAACCAGCAGUUAUUGACGCUCAAGCAGCUGUGAGUAAUAUUAAAAAGAAACAGUUGGCCGAAGUUCGUACCAUGGCCAAUCCUCCAGCACCGGUAAAGCUGGCACUAGAGUCGGUAUGUCUGCUUCUUGGUGAAGACGAUCGUGGAGGAGAUUGGAAAGCUAUCCGUGGCAUACUGGUCAAGGACAGCUUCAUUACAUCUAUAGUCAAGUUUGACACAUCACAACUAACUGACGAUGUGCGUGAGAAGAUGAAAUCUAGAUAUCUGAGCAAUCCGGACUACAACUUUGAGAAGGUGAAUCGUGCAUCGAUGGCUUGCGGUCCUAUGGUUAAAUGGGCAAUCGCUCAGGUUGAAUACGCCGACAUGUUGAAGCGCGUGGAACCGCUACGUGAUGAACUGAGCUCACUCGAACGCCAAGCCGAUACCAACAUCAAACACGGACAGGAAGUCAAGGAGCUGAUUGCCCAGCUGGAGCAGAGUAUUGCCUCCUACAAGGAAGAAUAUGCUCAACUCAUCUCGCAAGCACAGGCCAUCAAAACCGAUCUGGAGAACGUGCAGGCUAAAGUUGAUCGUUCGAUCGCACUCCUCAAGAGUUUAGUCAUCGAGCGAGAACGCUGGGAAGCUACGAGCGAAACGUUCCGUUCGCAAAUGUCUACAAUCAUUGGUGAUGUUUUGCUGUCGGCCGCAUUCAUUGCAUAUGGUGGAUAUUUCGAUCAGCACUAUCGAAGCAAUUUGUUCUCGACUUGGUGUCAACAUCUGCAGGCAGCCAGUAUUCAGUUCCGAGCGGACAUCGCACGAACCGAGUAUCUGUCCAAUCCGGAUGAAAGACUGCGCUGGCAAGCCAAUGCUCUACCAACCGAUGAUCUUUGUACGGAGAACGCGAUCAUGCUAAAACGCUUCAACCGGUACCCACUUAUUAUCGAUCCAUCUGGACAAGCCACAGAGUUUAUCAUGAACGAAUUCAGGGAUAAGAAAAUAACCAAAACGAGUUUCUUGGAUGAUUCAUUCCGUAAGAAUCUGGAAUCAGCUCUUCGUUUCGGUAAUCCUUUGCUCGUACAGGAUGUAGAAAACUAUGACCCUAUACUGAACCCAGUACUGAAUCGUGAACUGCGCCGUACUGGUGGACGUGUGCUGAUAACUCUGGGAGAUCAAGACAUCGAUUUGUCUCCAUCGUUUGUCAUUUUCUUAUCUACGCGUGAUCCAACCGUCGAAUUCCCGCCAGAUAUUUGCUCCAGAGUCACAUUUGUCAACUUCACCGUUACCAGAAGCUCACUGCAAUCACAGUGCCUCAACCAGGUGCUAAAGGCCGAACGACCUGAUAUCGACGAGAAGCGAUCAGAUUUAUUGAAACUGCAAGGAGAAUUCCACUUAAGAUUGCGUCAGUUGGAAAAGAGUUUACUACAAGCACUUAACGAUGCGAAGGGCAAGAUUUUGGACGAUGAUUCGGUCAUCACAACUCUGGAAACGUUGAAGAAGGAAGCUGCAGACAUCGGUCAAAAGGUCGAAGAAACCGAUAAGGUCAUUGGUGAAAUUGAAACCGUUUCACAGCAAUAUCUAUCUCUGUCACAAGCUUGCAGCAACAUAUACUUCACUAUGGAUAGUCUGAAUCAAGUUCACUUCCUGUACCAAUAUUCGUUAAAAAUGUUUUUGGAUAUAUUCAGCACAGUGCUGCAUAAUAAUCCUAAACUGGAAGGCAAAACUGACCACACUGGCCGUCUUUCCAUCAUUACAAACGAUCUAUACCGAGUGUGUUAUGACCGCGUUGCGCGUGGUAUGCUGCAUGCUGAUCGACUUACCUUUGCUAUACUGCUGUGCCGAAUUCAUCUCAAAGGAACUUCCGAACCGAAUCUCGACCAAGAGUUCAACUUCUUCCUCCGCAACAAGGAAGGAUUGUUCUCUUCGUCGAAUCAUGUUGAUGGCGUAAGUGCUGAGCAGCUAGAAUCCGUUACUCGUCUAUCAAGUCGGCUUCCUAUUUUCCGCAAAUUGCUAGACAAAAUUCAAUCCAUGCCCGAAUUGGCCGCUUGGUUGCAACAAGGUUCUCCAGAGCAAAACGUUCCCAAUUUGUGGGAUGAAUCAAAGGCUCUAUCUUCCAUUUCCGCAUCUAUGCAUCAACUUCUGCUUAUUCAGGCUUUCAGACCUGAUAGAGUCAUUGCCGCGGCUCACAUUUUUGUUUCCACUGUCUUGGGUGAAGACUUCAUGCCUCAGGCAGAAAAGGAACUCGACUUCUCAGCUUGCGUGGAAAAGGAACUCACUAGCAACACUCCGGCUCUACUCUGCUCUGUCACCGGCUACGAUGCUUCCUCGCGGGUAGAUGAUCUGGCCGCUGAACUAAACAAACAAAUCACAAGUAUCGCUAUUGGUUCUGCGGAAGGUUUCAAUCAAGCUGAACGAGUUAUCAACAUGGCAUGCAAAACCGGCCGUUGGGUAUUACUCAAGAACGUACAUCUCGCACCGCAAUGGCUUGUUCAGUUGGAGAAGAAACUACAUUCUUUGCAACCACAUUCAGGCUUCCGAUUGUUCCUUACCAUGGAAGUCAAUCCAAAGGUGCCAGUUAACCUACUGCGAGCUGGUCGUAUAUUUGUGUAUGAACCUCCGCCAGGCAUCCGCGCUAACUUGUUACGUACAUUCUCCACGGUGCCGGCAAGUCGCAUGAUGAAGCAGCCCAGUGAACGUGCUCGCCUCUAUUUCCUACUCUCUUGGUUCCACGCCAUCGUUCAGGAACGGUUGCGUUACGUACCGCUCGGAUGGGCUAAGAAGUACGAGUUCAAUGAAUCUGAUUUACGAGUUGCUUGCGAUACGCUAGAUACUUGGAUCGAUGCAACUGCUAUGGGUCGAACUAAUCUGCCACCGGAGAAGGUUCCCUGGGAUGCCCUGGUUACCCUACUUUCACAAAGCAUCUACGGUGGUAAAAUCGAUAACGAUUUCGAUCAACGCCUGCUUUCAUCGUUCCUUUCCAAGCUGUUCACGGCUCACAGCUUUGAGGCUGAAUUCGCCUUAGUUGCCAAUGUGGAUGGAGUGGCCGGUGGUCCUAAUGGUCAACGGCAUAUCACAAUGCCGGACGGGACACGUCGUGAUCAUUUCCUGAAGUGGAUCGAAGCAUUGGCAGAUCGUCAAACUCCGUCUUGGUUGGGAUUACCGAACAAUGCUGAGAAGGUACUGUUGACCACUCGCGGAACGGAUUUGGUCAGUAAAUUAUUGAAAAUGCAACAACUGGAAGACGACGACGAAUUGGCUUACAGUAAUGAUGAAAGUCUUGAUGCGGCUCAAACUCGGCAGGAAGACGGACGCCCAUCAUGGAUGAAGACUUUGCAUAACAGUGCUCUAACUUGGCUACAACUACUACCGAAACAAUUGCACACCUUGAAAAGAACUGUAGAGAACAUUAAAGAUCCAUUGUAUCGCUACUUUGAACGAGAAGUAUCGUCCGGAGCGAAGCUCCUACAAACCGUAGUCAGCGAUCUUCAGGAUGUGGUUUAUAUUUGUCAAGGCGAAAAGAAGCAGACCAACUACCACCGUACGAUGCUGAGCGAACUGGUUAGAGGAAUUCUCCCAGCAGGAUGGAGACGCUAUACUGUACCGGCGGGUUGUACUGUUAUUCAGUGGAUCACUGAUUUCAGCCAUAGAGUACUGCAACUGCAAAAAGUCUCCUCCCUGGUUUCACAAGCUGGUGCCAAGGAAUUACAGAGCUUCCCUGUGUGGCUAGGCGGGCUUUUCAAUCCAGAAGCGUACAUUACGGCUACUAGGCAAUGCGUAGCCCAAGCAAACAGUUGGUCAUUAGAAGAAUUGACCCUCAAUGUCACCAUCACUGAGAACGGUUCCGAUGGAUUCGACAAUCUGAAGGAUAGCAGUUUCGGUGUUUCAGGACUGAAGCUACAGGGCGCACAGUGCAAAAACAACCAACUCUUGCUGACGUCGGCUAUCAUGACCGAGUUGCCGUUGACGUUGCUUAAAUGGACUCGCAUUGACGCAGAAAGUGCUAGGGCUACGAAACUUACUCUACCAGUUUAUCUGAAUUCCACUAGAACUGAAUUGUUGUUCACCGUUGAUAUGACCGUUGCACCAGGUCAAGAUCCGCACAGCUUCUACGAGCGAGGUGUUGCAGUACUAGCUUCAACAGCUUUGAAUUAAUUAGUCAUUGUUUGACAUGCUCUUAUUUAUUUCUAUGAUAUUAAUUAUAUGCACUCAAAUAAUACUUAUUCACUGGUAAAUGGUUAAACAUUUAAUGGGAACAUAUUAUAAUCCAUGAAACAUAUAGCUGCUGUUCAACAUAUAUGCAAAACUUCAAUGAAUAAUCGUUUACUACUCUGAGUUGUUAUUAGCAGGGUAUUAAAUUUCAGUGCAAGUCAUUUAAUCUACUGAGAACAUUUUCAUGAAUUUUCUACUUUAUUUAAGCCCUUAGUACUAACACUGUUUGACAUGAUGACUAAUAUUUGUCAAGUCAGCCUGAAAUCCAUGUCGUUUUCUAAUCAGUCUGCUAGAUGUCCGGAUAAACUUGACAAAAUAUGUUUGUCAACAUGACAAACAGUGGACUGCGGACUGUAGUGUUCCCACCCACUACAGCUACUUAUCCGGUUUGAGAAUAUGUAGGAACGCUAAGAAUUAAAAUUUAGCUCCUGGAAAAAAAAAAUUGGUAGAAUAUUCAAAUGACUAUGACAUAUUACAACACUAAUACACAAAUUUAAAAAAAAAAUACAGUCCGGUUUAAAACAAUAUAGUAACAAAAAUAGGGGCGAUACACUAAUUACGUAUUAAGGAUUUUUCCUUCCUGCUUCCAUAUAAUAAAUCCACCCACCCCCCGCACUCUCUCUCUACCCCUAAGUCCUUUCGUAAUUAACGGUUAAUCAUAGUAGUUUUGCAUUUAACUUUAUCAUAUACAAAUAAAACGUGCUUAAUGUGCUACUA